GAUCCGCGGGCCAAGAAGUGACUUUGAAAACAUUACCGAAUUUGCGAGUAAGCUUGGGAGUGAUAUUUGUCGAGAAUCGCCGGAACAAUAUCUAAACGAUAUUGCCAUACUCCCAGCGAAGGUGUCGGACCGCCGCUUGGAAGGAGACGAAGACGUUGGGGGCUCUCACGGUCCUGUCGUAUACUCUCCCCCGGCUGCAUCCAUGCAAACUCUUAUUUAUCGUGCUGAGCAGUCGAACCAUCCGCUCGGCCAACGCCGAGGCUUGUUGAAUCUGGCGAACUUCUCUCUAGACCUGUCCUGGGCCAGAGCAGAGACGGAUUGUGCUCUUAGCAGCACAAGGGCGUAUCCCUCUCCGCCCAUGUCAGGGUCUCCACCACCACUCCCGCCCAAAUCAUACCCAGAGGUCGGUGAUCGAGGAGGCAAGUAUCGAACAGCACCGCCACAAUCGUCCUUACUACCCCCUACAACCAGUUCCACCAGACCAUACCCCCAAGAGGCUCCGGAGCGAAUGCCGUAUCCAUAUCACCGCCCAGAGGACACGAUGGGAAGACCUAUUCCCUACGCACAGCAACCAGGCCCGAUGGUUCCCCAGCCUCAGUACUCGCUUCCUCCUGUAGUUGGACCAAAUAUAGGACCGUCAUCCUAUCCGAUGCCGAGUAACCCGCAAGGUGCCGAGAACCCGCCUUACGCCUCUCCGAAAUCCCAGCGGAAAACUAAGGGGCAUGUAGCUUCAGCUUGCGUGCCCUGCAAAAGAGCACAUUUAAGAUGUGAUGCCCAGCGGCCAUGUUCGCGGUGUCUGAGCAACGGCAAAGAAGACUCGUGUGUUGAUGUCCAACAUAAAAAGCGCGGCCGACCCCGAUUACGCGAUGACAACCAACCCCGAUUCGAUACAGGGAGAUUCCCUCACCCAAGUGAUCCCGUAAUACGACGACCAGUCUCACUUUAUUCGCCGAUUAGCGCGGUGUCUGCCUCGUACGAAGACCCUCUUCGAAGAAACCAUUCUUAUAGGGUCUUAAAAUCACAACCGAGUGGUGAUCCCAUUCCGCCUAGGUUUAUCGAGCGCGGAUCGGCUUCAGACGCAAACAUCUUUCCCGCGCCCAUUUCCAUACCCCCUCGUGCACAAGAGCCUGUGGCGUUUUUGACGACAGAUCUGGAGAUUAUGGGGGCGUCAGGAACAUUUAUGGAAGCAGUAGGUGUUCGAUCAGUCAUGGGUCGAAGGUUGCUAGAUGUCGUCAAUCCAGGAGAGCGUGAUAGAGUUUUUGCGCUCCAGAGGUCUCUGCAGGAAGAACAGGGGAAAAAGGAACCGAAUUAUCUGCCGCCAAUUUUCGGGAAAGAAGAGGCCGCGAGGGUAAUACAGGCACUGCCAUUCAGUCCAGAGUCGAUAUCGAGGUUCCAACUAGAUCGUCAUGAUUUCUUCAACUUUGUCGGGGGAGACGGACAGCUACGACCCUACCCGAUCCGUGUCGGACUAGCAAAGGAGGACUCGAUAUACUUCGUCGUGUUGCUCCUGUUAAACCGUCCAGCUCAGCCGUUCCCUCACCCGUCGCCUUCUCCUCACGCCCGAGAUUUUCAAUAUUCAUUCCAGUCGUAUGCCCAGUUAACUCCGAUUUCGAGUUCCUUCGACUCCAUACGCCCUCGAUACGGGGAAUCGUCUCGCGAGGGUGCCUAUACACCACGGCAACCGCCAACUCCCGCGCCUAUGGCCUCGGGCCUUACCCCUAGCAUCAGUCCGAACGUUUCCUCUUAUUCCGCUUCCACUCCCUCGCGAAUCGAGCCUCCCGCCGGUCCUUCUCACCAUAUUCCAAGGAGCGAGCUAUCCAUCGUCAGGCCUCCCCAGCAAGUCGAAUAUCAACUGCCUCCUAUUCGUGGCCAGAGUCAAGCCGGCCCCCCAGGAGAACCGUCCAGUUGGCAGCGAGAUGAUCGUUCAAGCCGUGUCGACAUUGGCGGAUUAAUAGAAAAGCCCGACCCGUCGCGACGAGGUCGGUAGUGGUUGAUCAAUGAUCGGACGCCAUGAAUCAUCUCAUGUCUCGUCUCUAGGUAGUUCCGGUCUCUUUCUCAGGCUGGAUGCUCUCGGCGCCUAUCCG
Messenger RNA from Daldinia decipiens, 2084 nucleotides. RefSeq lists its product as uncharacterized. The record is from RefSeq and is a predicted model, not a curated record. Gene Ontology annotation, molecular function: DNA-binding transcription factor activity, RNA polymerase II-specific; zinc ion binding. Gene Ontology annotation, biological process: regulation of DNA-templated transcription. Lineage: Eukaryota; Fungi; Ascomycota; Sordariomycetes; Xylariales; Hypoxylaceae. Bases 203 to 1987 code for a protein of 594 amino acids. The transcript has 4 exons.